AGAAAUCAGUGAGGGUGACGGGUCGUCUGAGGCGUAGAAUGGUCGUUCUACGUUUUAGUUCACUGCAUUAAUAAUAAGACCACGGAUCGUGAUAAUCUGACAGAUGUUUGAAAUCAGUGGGUGUCAAGAUGAUCAGGACAAUACAUACGAGGAUUGUGGGGAAGUACAAUGUCCUUUCUUCACGUUCCGUCAUCUACUCAUCACGUUCUGUCCUCCCUGGAGCUCCCUCUGGCCCCUUGAGGUCCCGGGAGACGUCCUCCAUAGCCGGAGUGGCGCCCUCGCUGGCCACGACAGACUCCCACUCCCUCCCUCGGCCACACUCUGAGAUCCCGGGCCCCAGGUCAUGGCCGCUGCUGGGGACCUUACCUGCCAUGCUCACUGAUCCGGCCUAUGAUGCUCAUCGUUUACCAAAGCUCUGGGAAUCUUACUUCAAGAAGUACGGUCCAAUUUUCAAGUUGAACCUCAUUGGGCAAGGGGAUGUUAUCUACAUUUCUGAUCCUCGAGAUAUUGAACACCUCUACAAGGAGAUGUUUGACAAUCCCGUCAGGCCAUUUUUAGAGUCAAUAACGGCAGUUCGGGAAAAAAGCAAGAGACAAUUUUUUAAGGAACGCGGACCGGGAAUCUUUACAGAGCAAGGCGAGAGAUGGUGGCGGUUGAGGAAACGCGUGCAGACGCAUUCCCUGAGGCCUAGCACCGUGGCUCAGUACCUGCCGCAGGUCGACCAGGUGGCCCAGGAGUUCGUCGCUAGGUCAGCCGGUCAGCGCGACCACAAGAGUGAACUUCCUGGUGAUUUCGUCCAAGAACUGUACAAAUGGGCCCUUGAGUCCCUGUGCCUGGUGGCCCUCAACAAGCGUGUGGGGUGUCUGGAGAAUAGCGAGGAGGGGCUGAGGAUCAUCAACUCCUCCACCACCAUGAUGGACGCUUCAGGAGACUGUGAGUACGGCGUCCACCUCUGGAAGUACUUCACGACUCCAGCCUUGAGACGCAUGUUGCACUCUCACGACGAUCUUCUUGAAGUGGUCUUGGAGAAGGUUGGCCAGGCUAAGAAGGACCUGGAAGCCCGUGACCCCAAGGACUUGGGCGAGCUGAACAUCUUGGAGUCUCUCCUCACCACUCCGGGUCUCUCGUUCGAGGAUGUUGUCACCUUCAUGGUCGACCUCUUCUUCGCCGGGAUUGACACGACAUCGAUGACGUCGGUGUUUGCCUUGUACUACCUGGCUCGACACCCAGAUAAGCAGGCCAGACUACAGCAGGAGCUGGACCAGGUGCUUGGAGAUGGGAGCCAGGCUCUCACCACACACCAAAUGGCCAGACUCACUUACACCAAAGCCUGUGUAAAGGAGGCAUUAAGGUUGCAACCGACAACAUCAGUAGUGGCCAGGCGACCUGAUAAGGACGUAACACUCCAGGGAUACACAGUCAAAGCUGGUACUUACAUGUUCGUGAGCAUUAAGGAGUCAAGCAUGAGGGAGGAAUACUUCCCUCGGGCGACUGAGUACCUGCCGGAGCGCUGGCUGAGGGCCAAUCCUGACCGUAGCGACAACAUCUUCGCCUCCAUCCCCUUCUCCAUGGGCACCCGCAUGUGUUUGGGCAAAAGGCUGGCCGAACAGGAGGUUUAUGUGCUACUCGCGAGGCUGUUCUCGAAGUAUAAUCUGGAUUACAAGUACGAGGAGUGGGACCCAUUGUUCAGGGUUACGUACAGGCCUGAUAAGCCUCAGACCUUUACCAUGACCGAGCGAUCCUGUCUACCGUAACGAAUCGGGGAUUUCCUGUCUAACCUGGCCAAUCGUUGACGGUCUGAGGUCCUGUCAUCCCCUUCCUGUCUACAGAUAAUGUAGUGGGAUAGGAGUUAUAUCUUAAACAAUGCAUAUACCCUGAACAUUUACUUUAGGAUAAAUACCCACACUUGUGUAUUUGUGAAAUUUAUGUAAGGAAUUUACACCAAAUCUUUCACACUCUCAUAAGUGCUUUAUCAAGGUCUGAGUGUGUGAUUAGGACCAGACUUACAUCUCAACGUCUAAUGAAGCUCAUCCUAAACACACACUCACACCUUGAUCCAGCACUCGGCAGAGUGCUAAAGACUUGGUGUAAAUUCCUUAUAUAAAUAUCACAAAUACACUAGUGUGGAUUUAUCCUGUUAUUAUUUCUGUGAGAGGACAUUACCAUUACUAAUUUACUUUAUUGUUAAUAAUAAUAAAUAAUUAUAUUUGGGCACCUCAGUGGAGUGCUUAAAGUGCCCCUGACGUGUCACUUAUACUUAAAUGGGAAUAUACAAAUAUAUAUUGAUAUAUUAGAUAUAGAUACUGUAGAUAAAUAGGGCUGGCUCCUUUGGUGUAAUUAUAGGGACCCAUAGCCACAGACAAGAGAAUAAACGGUAAUGAAGGAAGACCUUACAGGUUUUCCCUGAUA
Molecule: messenger RNA, 2409 nt
Organism: Procambarus clarkii (red swamp crayfish)
Lineage: Eukaryota; Metazoa; Arthropoda; Malacostraca; Decapoda; Cambaridae
Source: RefSeq, a predicted model, not a curated record